Molecule: messenger RNA, 1692 nt
Organism: Aspergillus caelatus
Lineage: Eukaryota; Fungi; Ascomycota; Eurotiomycetes; Eurotiales; Aspergillaceae
Exons: 5
Coding region: 1-1692 (563 amino acids)
Source: RefSeq, a predicted model, not a curated record
AUGGGUACGAAAAUCAGCAAACAAGUAGCAGAGAAAGUCAUCGACGCUUGUGAAGAAGCAAAUGGCGCGGAUAGGCUCGACUCAAUUCUUCUCGAAAGAGCUGAAUUUCAACAGCUCCUAUUCGACCUUUGGAGUGAGAUACCUCCUCAGCUGCAAAGGUCGAUAACCGGUGUUACUCGAAAAGGACGCAAGCCCAAUUCCGAUUACGGUGAUGGGAAGGCCAGAGAACAUCGCGCUUUUAAGAGCUUAUGGGCUGCAUCAGGACCGAAGCUGGGUCAAGUUGCGAGAAGAACCCUUCGUCAAGGCUAUAAGGAGCCCAGGACAAUUCUUUACGACACAGCGAACAAUGUAGAUGCCGUCGAACAUAACGUGGUAAAUACUUAUCUCAAUUAUAUUUACCGCCUUGAAGAAAACCGUGAGCGUGAUACGAUUCGGUGGAGGCUUGGUUUGAUUCCGCUGUCCAACCUAGCUGCCAAAUUCACCAACAAGAAUAUGGAUACGAGCGAUUAUGAUAUGGUUGCGCAUCAGCUUACCUACUCCGGCCUCAUCGUUCGUAACAACGAAGAGAUCCGGAAGAAGCUCCCAUCUUGGAUAGGUGCUUCAAAAAGGUACAACAACAUAGCCCAGUCCCUGAAUGGUUCAGGUACCAUAUGUUGUCUGCCUGAAGAACCUGGUGACUCUUUAUGGCAAAAACAUCUGCCGAUGAACGGUGCGGUUCACAACGUAUGCAUGCAACUUCUUACAGAUGAAGGUAUUGGGGAAAUGGCAGCUAAGGACAUAUUUGCCGAUGAUGAAGGCCUAGGCAAAGUUACUGUCAAUAACGCUGCAGAGAGGAUCAUCGAGUUCUUUUCUUCCCGCUUUCGUGACUUGGAGUUUAUAAAUUAUCAGCCUCCACAGCCAUUUGAUGUGCUCGUGACAGCUGCAGCCGUUGCCUGUCGAGAAGCUUCUAGCUCAGACUUAAAUACAACACCUUCUGUCGCACUCCAUGGUUCUGGAAGAAAGAAAAAGCGAGUGCGCAAUUCUUAUUCCACGCGCAAACGUCGGCGCACCGAACCUUCCAGUAGAAAUCAGCUGACGUUCAGUUUCAAAAAUUCCAAUGUGUCUUCCAAUGGCUACGUCGAAACAGAAAGACAAACAUCCUAUGAAACCGACAGCUUCCAUAACUAUACAAGAUCAGAAAUCUCACAGAAGGGCGUACUACAAUGUCAAGAUUCACAAGAGAGGGUCUCCGAACUGGAAGUAUCGAAUGAGGAGAGUUCAGUCGAAUACUCUGCAGACAGAGCUAUGCAAGAAUCGCUAGGCAUCGAACCAGAUAUUGCCACCGUUCAAUUCGACAUACACCAUAUGCCUCUGACAAUAGAGAGCACCCAGAUCCCUUGUCUACAUGCAAGAUGUACUGGAGGUGAAGGACAUGAUCUUCAUUCCCUAUCUCUUCCCGGCAGUCAGCAUUCCCCAGGAUCGAACUCCUGCAAUGCUACACCAUCUAGCAAUUACUCCCCCCAAAAUGAGUGCCUGGGGAACACUUUAGACACAACGCAACGUAGCGCCACGGAUUCAAGAGGUAACAGUUUUCUGGACUGGGAAAGGGACUUUAUGAUACCUUGGCUGGAUUGGGAAAGAGAUUAUAAUAUGCCAUGGCUAGACUGGGAGAAAGAGUUUGAUUUACAAUGGGAACAAAUGGAAGGAAAUUGA